CCUUUGCCUGUGUCUUUGCAGCAGCCCCGGGUUGUUUGGUGCCUCUGUCCCUUAUCAUCAGCUCCUGCCAGCUGCACCGCACCUCCUCCCCGACCUUUGCUCGAGGCUUGUUUUCCUCUGGGUCCCGGGGAGCUCGGGCUCACUUUCACUCAAGGCCGGUCCUGCCCAGACACUUCACCAUGUGCACGGGGAAGUGUGCCCGCUUUGUGGGGCUCUCCCUCGUCUCCCUCUCCCUGAUCUGCAUCACGGCCAACGCUCUCCUGCUGGUGCCCAACGGGAAGACCACUUGGACCAAGGAUCACAUCAGCUUGCAAGUCUGGCUCAUGGCCGGCUUCAUCGGCGGGGGCCUGAUGAUACUGUGUCCGGGAAUUGCUGCCGUCCGCGCAGGGGGCAAAGGCUGUUGUGGUGCAGGCUGCUGUGGAAAUCGCUGCAGGAUGCUGCGCUCGAUCUUUUGCUCCGCGUUCGGGUUGCUUGGUGGCAUCUACUGCCUCUCGGUAUCCGGAACUGCGCUCCGAAUUGGACCCAAAUGCUUAAUGAAUGACACCUGGGAUUACCACUUCAAAGAGACCUUGGGCUCUUAUCUGUACAACCGCACGCAGUGGAGCUUGUGCGUGCAGCCGCCUGGUAUCGUCUACUGGAACGUGACUCUCUUCUCGCUGCUGGUGGCCGCCUCGUGCCUGGAGAUCUUGCUGUGUGGGCUGCAGCUGGUGAACGCGACCAUUGGUGUCUUCUGUGGCGAUUGCCGGAAGAAAGAGGGCGCCCCCCACUGAGGCUCCACCGACCUGGUCCGUUGCUCCUGGACGCCCGCCUGGCCCUCCCCCGUCCCUGGAAUAAACUAUUUAGAGCUCUCC
Vicugna pacos (alpaca) is the source of this 851-nucleotide messenger RNA. It is a transcript of the gene TM4SF5, whose product is annotated as transmembrane 4 L six family member 5. Gene Ontology annotation, cellular component: membrane. Lineage: Eukaryota; Metazoa; Chordata; Mammalia; Artiodactyla; Camelidae. The record is from RefSeq and is a predicted model, not a curated record.